UGGAUUUCAUCUUUAAAGGGAAAAGGCGUCGUAGUGUACAAAUAAUAAAGAGAGGAGAGGGCAUAAAAGAAGAUAGAUCGGUCAAUCAAUAGAGGAGGGAGGAGGGAGGAGGGAGGAGCAGAUCUGUGGCCGUCCGCCGUAUAUAUAGUUUAAGGCAUUAAUCAUGGGCGUUAUUAAAUUUGGAAUCCUCUUCUUCUUCUGCUUCCUCUUGGAGCCGACCUGUGAUGCUUCAAACCCCAUUCCAUCCGUUCAUGAUAACCAAGUCUGUGAGUUGUGUGAUAAGUAUCUCACCCUAGCCAUUGAUUACCUCCAAAAUGAGGACAACCAGAAUGCAUUUGUUGAAGCCCUCCACAUGACCUGCUCCCAGAUUCCUCCUUUGCAAAAACAGUGUCUUGCCAUGGUAGAUCGUUAUACCCAACGUUUCUUCACUCAAGUCUCCCUUCUCAAGCCCCACCAUAUCUGCAAAUCCCUUAACCUCUGUCAACCACCCCUUCAUUCCCAAGGAAACUGUGAUGCUUGCCACGAUACUGUCUCUCAACUCCUCCCCAAACUCAAGGAUCCUCAGACUAAGCUCAAGAUAAUUCGCUUGCUUCUCAAAGAAUGCAAGUCCCUCAACAAUUACCAGGACAAGUGCAAGAAGAUGGUGUUCGAGUACGGCCCACUGAUGCUUGCCGAUUUGGAGAAUUUUCUGGAAAAGAAAGACGUCUGUUCUAUCCUUGGCGUCUGUCCCACCCAUAGUUUCUACGUCCUUCCUGCCGCGCUGGCAGAUUCCUAGAUUUGACCACCCACCUUUCUUUCACCUUCAUUCCUUUGGUGGUAACAAUAACAUUCUGCUCUGUGAAAGGUUAUCAUGUUUUGGAAAACCGUUGGGUGUUCACUAUACAAUGGUGGGCAUUGCUUGUUGUUCAUUCUCGCAUUGUUUGAUAUGUAAUGUUUGUCUGUGAAGUAGGCUUGGCUUUAUUAGGGUUUCAUUUUUUUAUUUAAAGUUUUUGACGUUGAUUUAAAAACAUAAAAUGUUCACGUCAUUGUGAGGGAAAAAGAACCAAGAGUGGAUUUUUUAUCAAGGAA
This is a messenger RNA of Brassica oleracea var. oleracea, 1068 nucleotides long. RefSeq names its product prosaposin-like. The record is from RefSeq and is a predicted model, not a curated record. The transcript has 6 exons. The coding region runs from base 164 to 775 and encodes 203 amino acids. NCBI's taxonomy places the organism in Eukaryota, Viridiplantae, Streptophyta, Magnoliopsida, Brassicales, Brassicaceae. Gene Ontology annotation, biological process: lipid metabolic process.